Molecule: messenger RNA, 1808 nt
Organism: Medicago truncatula (barrel medic)
Lineage: Eukaryota; Viridiplantae; Streptophyta; Magnoliopsida; Fabales; Fabaceae
Exons: 4
Coding region: 75-1349 (424 amino acids)
Biological process (GO): ceramide biosynthetic process
Cellular component (GO): endoplasmic reticulum membrane; Golgi membrane; plasma membrane
Molecular function (GO): ceramide cholinephosphotransferase activity; sphingomyelin synthase activity
Source: RefSeq, a predicted model, not a curated record
UUCUCCUAAACUGCCGGCACCAUCCCGUCUUUACUUCAAUUCAACUCACUCACUCACUCUCUCAGAUUUUCCAAAUGCGGUUGCCGGAUAACGCCGGGCUAGGCGUCGCCGCCAUGUCCUACAUCGCCGUUGACUACCUUCGCCACCUCUCACCUACAUGGCACUCGCGGCUUCAACCAGCGCUGUGGACUCUCCUCGCCCUCGCUGCCGUUGUUCGUGUCCCCUCUUACCGCCACUGGUCCGCCGAGUUCCGGUCAGCUAUUCCGUUCAUCGCUUCUAUGCUCUUCAUGCUUGCUUGUCUCCUCUACGAAGCUCUUUCUGUUCGCUCCGUCACCGCUGUCCUUGGCCUCGACUGGCACCGGAAUACAGCCCCUCUUCCAGACACUGGUCAGUGGUUUCUCCUGGCAUUAAAUGAGAAACUUCCUGCUCCAAUUGUUGAGAUAUUAAGAGCUCGUAUUAUUGGAUUGCAUCAUUUCUUGAUGUUGUUUAUGAUGCUGGCAUUUUCUGUGCUUUUUGGCUCUGUAAAAGCUCCUGGCCUUGGACUAGGUGCUAGAUACAUGUUUACGAUGGCCAUUGGCCGACUUCUUCGUGCCAUAACUUUUGCAUCAACAAUUCUUCCAUCGGCUCGCCCUUGGUGCGCUAGUUCUCGGUUCAGAGUUCCCGGAUAUCCUCAUCGAUGGGCUCAGAAAUAUUACGCGCCCUAUGCUUCGGAUCAUAAUGCUAUCAGCCAUUUGCUAAGGGUUGACCAAGCUUAUGCUGACAUCGGAGAAUCAAUUGGUGACUACCAGCCAGAAUGGGGUUCAAUGAGCUUUCUGAGUGAUUUUCUACGACCAACUGCUUCAGAAGGACCUUCAUGGUUUGGUCUGUUAAAAAAAGCUGGAGGUGGCUGCAAUGACCUGCUAUACAGUGGGCACAUGCUUGUUGCUGUACUCACAGCUAUGGCUUGGACAGAAGCGUAUGGAGGUUUCAGUUCAGCUCUUGUAUGGCUUCUUGUAUUGCAUAGUGCCCAAAGAGAAGUACGAGAACGCCAUCACUACUCUGUAGACUGCAUUGUAGCCAUCUAUGUGGGGAUCCUUCUGUGGAAGAUGACAGGUUUUAUCUGGUCACGAGAAGUUAGAUCUGGAAAUAGGAGUCUGAUUAAGUUUGAGAAGAUUAAAAGUAGACUCAUCCAAGCUUCAAAGGACUCAGAUAUUGAUAAAGUGAGAGAACUACUCAAAGAGAUUGACAUAAGCAGUGAAGAGAGCAGGAGUCAGACUACACUUAAGUAUGCACGGUUAUUUCGUUGUGCCACGAUCGUCUUUGCACUCACAAUCGUUGUUCUGGCUUUCACACUAACAACUGAUGGAUGAUCUUCUCAUGGACCUGAAAUAUUAUUGUGCCACGUGUUUUUUUUAGUGAAUUUGUUACACACAAUUUUGAACUUUUUGCAUAGUUGUGAAUUCUAGUAUUUUCGGCAGUAGUUUUUGAGCCCAUUUAGCUGCAAGGAUAAACAAAAAGCCCCCAAGGUGAGGAUUUCUAGUGUUUAGUACUGUCACUGUUGUUUCAUCUUGUAUCACUACCCAUGUAAGUUAUUAUAUAUCAAUGGAAAACUUAUCAUUGGUUUGGUACAUCGAAGAAACAUAAAAGAGAGAGAGAAAUAUUUGAGCAAGUAUAAGCUCUAAUGAUCGUAUUAUAGUUGUUCCUCUUGUGGUUUAUUUGUUGGUUGUAAGCUUGGACUCAUGGCGUUUGAUGUAAAACUUCGGAAGAGCUGGAUAAUUUAGAAAAAAAGUAGUCUUUAGAGUCAAAGGUGGAUAUGUAACUUACCUUGA